Cucurbita pepo subsp. pepo (vegetable marrow) is the source of this 1351-nucleotide messenger RNA. RefSeq names its product L-lactate dehydrogenase A-like. The record is from RefSeq and is a predicted model, not a curated record. Gene Ontology annotation, molecular function: L-lactate dehydrogenase (NAD+) activity. Gene Ontology annotation, cellular component: cytoplasm. Gene Ontology annotation, biological process: pyruvate metabolic process; lactate metabolic process. NCBI's taxonomy places the organism in Eukaryota, Viridiplantae, Streptophyta, Magnoliopsida, Cucurbitales, Cucurbitaceae.
UCUUACUUUCCUAACUUUCUUCUUCGUGUUCUUCCCUCUAACCCAAUCGUCUCUUUAAAAUCCGUAAAGUUCUCUGUGAAAAACAUCACCGCCAAUCACAAUCUCCGAAACGUUUCACAAUGGAGAAGAGUUCAUCAGCAUCUUCCUUAGGUCCAGGCGGCCUUGACAUUUCGCAGGCUUUCUUCAAGCCUGUAAGCGACGCCUCUCCGCCGUCCACCUCUAAGCGCAACACCAAAAUCUCCGUCAUCGGCGCUGGAAAUGUCGGCAUGGCCAUUGCUCAGACCAUCCUCACUCAAGAUCUUGCCGAUGAACUCGUCCUUGUCGACGCCAAGCCUGACAAACUCCGAGGCGAAAUGCUCGAUCUCCAACACGCCGCUGCUUUUCUCCCACGCACUAAAAUCAGCGCCUCUACCGAUUACUCUGUUACUGCCGAGUCCGAUCUUUGCAUCGUCACUGCGGGCGCUCGCCAGAUCGCUGGCGAGUCUAGGUUGAAUCUGCUGCAGAGGAAUGUCGCUCUGUUUCAGAAGAUCGUGCCGCCGCUUGUUCAGUACUCUCCCGGGACGAUUCUGCUGAUCGUUUCGAAUCCGGUGGAUGUUUUGACUUAUGUUGCUUGGAAGCUCUCUGGUUUUCCGUCGAAUCGAGUGAUUGGAUCGGGAACGAAUCUGGACUCGUCUAGGUUUCGGUUUCUCAUCGCUGAUCAUCUCGACGUCAACGCUCAGGAUGUUCAGGCAUACAUAGUGGGAGAGCACGGCGACAGCUCGGUGGCGCUAUGGUCAAGCAUAAGCGUGGGCGGAGUGCCAAUACUGAGCUUUCUACAGAAUCAACAAAUCACCUACGAGAAGGAAACAUUAGAGAGCAUUCACAAAGAGGUCAUAGGCGGGGCUUAUGAAGUGAUAAACUUGAAGGGCUACACAUCAUGGGCGAUCGGCUACUCGGUGGCAAGCCUCGCCCGGUCGCUCCUCCGUGACCAGCGGAGGAUCCACCCUGUCUCUGUCCUUGCUAAAGGGUUCUACGGCAUCAAUGGAGGUGAGCUGUUCCUCAGCCUGCCCGCGCAGCUCGGUAGGGGCGGAGUAUUGGGGAUCACCAAUGUGCAUCUAACCGACGAGGAGUCGGGACGGCUGAGGGACUCAGCCAACACCAUCUUGCAGGUGCAGACCCAGUUGGGUAUCUGAAAAUCCUUACACUUUCUAUCCAUAAAUGAUAUAUUAUAGUUGUUUUUGAGGAGUAGGAUUCAUCAUGUUUCCUUCUAUUACCUCCAUAGGAUAUAUAUUACAAAUUAUAUAUAAACUAUAUUUAAACGAGAGCACACGAACGUGACUCUCCAUUAGUCAAUAUAUACCUUUUAUUUUGA